Messenger RNA from Bombus huntii, 2433 nucleotides. It is a transcript of the gene Hex70a, whose product is annotated as hexamerin. The coding region runs from base 557 to 2347 and encodes 596 amino acids. NCBI's taxonomy places the organism in Eukaryota, Metazoa, Arthropoda, Insecta, Hymenoptera, Apidae. The record is from RefSeq and is a predicted model, not a curated record. The transcript is spliced from 6 exons.
CACGCUAUUGUAUCGUUAACUAUUGAAAAUACAAAAAAAUGUUUCCUAUGAAAUUUGUUCGACCUCGGGAGGACAUAUUCUAAUGUUAUUCAAUUUUCUGUAGAUACGCGCAUAAGGGUUGUGUGAAAAACAACUUUGUUUUUUUCUAUGGAAUCAUAUAUUCUUUGAUAUAUUAAAAAAAGAAAACGAAGUUGCUCUUCACAUAACAUUUACGCGUUUACCUACGGAGAAUCUAAUAACAUCAGAAUAUGUUCCCUCCGAAAUCAAACAAAUUUCAUAGGAAACAUUUUUUCGUAUUUUCAAUAGUUCAAAAGUACAUAUUUUGAAAUCUCAUUAACAAUGUAAUGAGACACGGCUAUCAUGAUUAUAUUGCUCAUAAUCACGAUAGUCGUGUCUGCAUAUUAAUUGAUUACAUUCUAAAACUUUUCGUGACCAAGUUUUGUUUUACAUAAAAAAAUAACUACAAUGUCCAAAUAAAAAAAUCCAGCGUGGACCGCCAAUGGCAUUCAACGUAGUAAAAUAAAAUGACAAAGCCGCGGUAAAGGAAUUCCUUUACAUGUACAAGAACAGUAUGCUUCCGCGAGGAGAAGUGUUCUCACUUUACUAUCCAUAUCUCCUUAAAGAAAUGGUAGCCCUGUUCAGGUUGUUUUAUUAUGCAAACGACUUCGAAACAUUCUACAAAACAGCUCUUUGGGCAAGAAACAACAUAAACGAGGGCGAAUAUAUUAUAGCCUUCUACAAUGCAGUAAUCAGAAGACAAGACACUAAGUUCAUUCAAUUGCCACCCCCAUACGAAGUCUGUCCAUACCUUUUCUUUAACUCGGAAGUCCUGCAAAAAAGCCAUCACGCAUCACUUUCUGACCUCCGUGAAACAAGUGGAGAAUACAAGACAUACAUAUUCCGGGCAAACUAUUCCGGUUGGUACAUGAAUCGUGAAUACUACUUGGAAAAUAAGUUGAAUUACUUCAUGGAAGAUAUCGGCUUAAAUGCCUACUACUUCUUCUUCCGACAAUCAUUCCCAUUUUGGAUGUCAUCCUCGGAAUUUGGUUUUCAAGAUUAUCGCGGAGCAGAAUACUUGUAUGGGCAUCAACAAAUAAUGAACAGAUACUAUUUAGAAAGACUUACGAAUGAAUUACCUAAUCUCGAAGACUUUGACUGGGAGAAACCAUUCUAUGCUGGUUAUUAUCCUACUAUGACAUACCAAAAUGGAUUACCAUUCCCUCAGAGACCAGAAUGGAGUAACUUCCCUAGCUACAAAUACAAAUACAUUACGGACAUCAAAGACAAAGAAUCGAGAAUAAUGUCUGCAAUUGAUACUGGUUAUGUAUUCGGCAAUGGUACUACCAAGUAUUACAUCUAUAACGAGGAUGGUUUGAACAUUCUUGGAAAUAUAAUUGAAGGCAACGAAGAUUCCUUUAACCAACGAUUCUAUGGCAGUAUUGAUGCCCUUGGCAGGAAAAUCCUUGGUUACAAUCUAGAACCAUCAAGCAAGUAUAAAAUCCUUCCCAGUGCCUUGGAAAUCUUUUCUACUUCUUUAAGAGACCCUGCCUUCUAUCGUCUCUAUAAGAGAAUAGUGGACCUUUAUUACAGGUACAAAAUGCAUCAGACGCCAUACAACAAAGAUGAACUCAUCUAUCCUAAUUUGAAAAUUGAAUCUUUCUCUAUUGAUAAACUCAUUACAUAUUUUGAGCAAUUUGAUACAACAAUCAGCAAUGGGUUGUUUAUGGAUGCACAAAAAGAUGACAAAUUGCCAUUAAUUAAAAUUAGACAGCCUCGUCUAAAUCACAAACCAUUUAAUUUCCACAUUACCAUCAAUUCUGAUAAAGCAAUGAAAGCAGCUAUCAGAAUUUUCCUUGGACCCAAAUAUAGUUCACACCAUAAACUAUAUGAACUUCCAGAAAAUCUUAAAUACUUCUAUGAAAUUGACAACUGGAUCCUUGACUUGAAUGCUGGUCUGAACAAAAUUACACGUAAUAGUCAGGAAUGCUUCUUUACAAUCAAUGACCAAGAACCAAGUGAAGUUUUCUAUAGCAAACUCGAAGCAUCUCUCUAUAGUGACAAAACAUUCAAUUACUAUGAAAGAGUCUUUGGAUUCCCAGAAAGACUGUUAUUACCAAAGGGUAAAAAAGAAGGGAUGCCAUUCCAACUGUUCUUAUAUGUUAGCCCAGUUUCUACGGAAUACCAAUUCACUUCUAGAAUAUGGGGUGAUUAUAAAUUUGACAACAGACCAUUUGGUUUUCCACUAGAUAAACCUCUUGAUAAUUUCAACUAUGAUGGACCUAACAUGUUAUUCAAAGACAUUCUUAUUUAUCACAAGGAGGAAUUCGACAUAAACAUUACUUAUUAAUAACUUUCUCUUUCUCUUGUAUCUCUCACAUUUAUUUUUAUAAUAUUCAUAAUUUUGCAAUAAACGUUACUUUCUUUAUCUUCCAA